Molecule: messenger RNA, 1538 nt
Organism: Nicotiana tabacum (common tobacco)
Lineage: Eukaryota; Viridiplantae; Streptophyta; Magnoliopsida; Solanales; Solanaceae
Source: RefSeq, a predicted model, not a curated record
GGUAGGAAGCCGAGGGGAAGAAUAAUGGUGAGGUUCGAGAACAUGGGAAGAAAAGUAGCUUAAAAUAUAGGCGCUGAUACCUCAACUUUGAACGUGGCCUUUGUCCACUCUCUCUUAAAAAGUCGUUUCCCUGAACCCACAAACCCCUCAUUCAUUUUCAUUUGCUCACUCCUCAAGGUUAUUUCUCAAGGUAUAAUGAUUGUGUUUUGAAGUUUAGUUGGUUGAGGGUUUAUUGAAACUAGUGAAGUACUUUUAAAUUCAAUUUGAGGGCUUGAUUUACAGCAAUGGCAUGGUUUAGAGCUGGAUCUAGUGUGGCAAAGCUUGCCAUUAGAAGAGCUGUGUCUCAGGGUGGUUCUUACGUGCCAAGGAGUCGCAUUCCUCCAUCACAAAGUAGAUAUUUUCAUACCACAGUUAUCAGGCCAAAGGCGCAAUCUGCACCUGUCCCGAGGCCUGUACCACUUUCAAAGUUGACUGAUAGCUUCUUAGAUGGUACCAGCAGUGUCUACCUUGAGGAGCUUCAGCGGACUUGGGAACAAGAUCCGAAUAGUGUGGAUGAAUCAUGGGACAACUUUUUCAGGAAUUUUGCUGGCCUAGCCGCCACAUCGCCUGGGAUUUCUGGCCAGACGAUUCAGGAAAGUAUGAAUCUUCUAUUGCUUGUGAGAGCUUAUCAGGUUAAUGGUCAUAUGAAAGCCAAAUUAGACCCGUUGGCUUUGGAGGAGAGGGAAAUUCCAGAUGUUCUGGAUCCAGUAUCAUAUGGGUUCACUGAAGCUGAUCUGGACCGAGAGUUCUUCCUUGGUGUUUGGAGGAUGUCUGGUUUCUUGUCUGAGAAUCGCCCCGUGCAGACCUUGAGGGCGAUAUUGACAAGGCUUGAGCAGGCUUAUUGUGGCAGCAUUGGUUUCGAGUACAUGCACAUUCCCGAUCGUGAUAAAUGUAAUUGGUUGAGAGAACGUAUUGAGACUCCUACACCGAGGGAAUACAACCGUGAACGACGUGAAGUUAUUCUUGACCGGUUGAUGUGGAGUACUCAGUUCGAAAACUUCUUGGCGACCAAGUGGAUGGCAGCCAAGAGAUUUGGGCUUGAAGGUUGUGAGACCUUGAUUCCUGGCAUGAAGGAGAUGUUUGAUAGAUCGGCAGAUCUGGGAGUUGAGAGCAUAGUAAUUGGGAUGCCGCAUAGAGGUAGAUUAAAUGUUUUAGGUAAUGUUGUUCGAAAGCCACUAAGGCAAAUUUUCAGUGAGUUUAGCGGUGGUACAAAACCUGCGGACGGAGCUGGCUAUGUGGGAACUGGUGAUGUCAAGUAUCAUUUGGGAACCUCGUAUGAUCGACCUACUAGAGGUGGUAAGAGAAUUCAUCUAUCAUUGGUUGCAAAUCCCAGCCACUUAGAAGCUGUGGACCCCGUUGUUGUUGGAAAAACUAGAGCAAAGCAAUACUAUUCUAAUGAUGUGGAUAGAACAAAGAACAUGGGUGUUUUGCUCCAUGGUGAUGGUAGCUUUGCUGGGCAAGGUGUUGUUUACGAGACAUUGCAUUUGAGUGCUCUUCCA